AUGCAUGUGAUUGAAGCCUUUUCUUGCGCUUCAUUGGACUUCGAUCUUUUCUGGACGAACAGCUGCUGCGAAGAUGCCGUCAAAAAGCCGGCUCUAGAUGAGUUUGCUAAGCUCAAGACCGGCGCUAAGAGAGAAUAUGAAGAGGCAAUCGCAGUCGCGAGAAAGAAGAAAGUCAAGUACGAAGGAGUUAUCAAGGCAGAGAAGAAGCUUUUGGGCAUCGGACAUCAAGAACUGGACGAUGAAACGAUCGACGCCCGGAUGAAGUGCAAGAUAUGCUUGGAGCGAUUCAACGAUGGGGAUCGCGCAAUGAGCGUUCUCCGUUGCCGACAUGUCUUCUGCGCUAGCUGUUUGGAACAAGUCGAUCCGAAGCACUGUCCAGUUUGCCGAGAAGUAUUCACCAACGACCAGAUCCAAAAAAUCAUUUGGAGUUGA
Oikopleura dioica is the source of this 432-nucleotide messenger RNA. The record is from the annotation of a GenBank genome assembly. NCBI's taxonomy places the organism in Eukaryota, Metazoa, Chordata, Appendicularia, Copelata, Oikopleuridae.